AUGGGUGAGGUAGAUCCAACUUUGAUUCAGCCACCAGAACACAGACCCAAGCUCAGUAGUGUCACUGAAGCUGAAGGUAUCCCAGUGAUAGACCUAUCCACUUUAUCAAACGAUUCCAUCACCAUCACAGACCCUUCAGCCAUUGAAGGCCUUGUGAGACAAAUAGGCAGUGCAUGCAAGGAGUGGGGGUUCUUCCAAGUAAUCAAUCAUGGAACUCCUAUUGAAAGCAGGCACAAGAUUGAAUCUGCUGCAAAGAAAUUCUUUGCUCUUAGCAAAGAAGAGAAGACUAAGGUGAGGAGGGAUGCUUUGAAUGUGAUGGGAUAUUAUGACUCUGAGCAUACAAAGAAUAUCAAGGAUUGGAAAGAGGUGUUUGAUUUUACUGUGGAGGAACCAACCUUGAUGGCAGCUUCACUUGACCCUCAUAACAAAGAGAUCACUCACUGGAAUAAUCAGUGGCCUGAGAACCCACCAGAGUUGAGAGAGGCAUUCCAAGAAUAUGCUCAUGUCAUGGAAAAACUAGCACUCAAGUUAAUGGAGCUUAUUGCUAUGAGCUUAGGGUUGCCACCAAAAAGGUUUCAUGGCUUCUUCAAAGACCAAACAAGCUGGAUCAGGCUCAAUUAUUAUCCACCUUGUCCUUUCCCUGACAUUGUCUUGGGAUGUGGCCGCCACAAGGACACUGGUGCUUUAACCGUCCUUGCUCAAGAUGAAGUCAGUGGGCUAGAAGUGAAGCGAAAAUCUGAUGGUGAAUGGGUUCGGGUUAAUCCUGCACCUAAUGCUUAUAUUAUCAAUGUUGGAGACAUAAUUCAGGUUUGGACCAAUGACGCAUACGAGAGUGUUGAGCACAGAGUUAUUCUGAACCCUGAGAAGGCAAGGCUUUCAUAUCCAUUCUUUCUGAAGCCUGCACACUACACCAUGGUGGAGCCCUUAGAACAGCUGACAAAUGAGCAAAACCCUCCCAAAUAUAGGCCUUACGAUUGGGGCAAGUUUUUCGUUACGAGAAAACGCAGUAAUUUCAUGAAACUUGAAGUGGAAAAUAUCCAGAUACAUCAUUUCAGGAUUUAG
Molecule: messenger RNA, 1062 nt
Organism: Gastrolobium bilobum
Lineage: Eukaryota; Viridiplantae; Streptophyta; Magnoliopsida; Fabales; Fabaceae
Product: protein DMR6-LIKE OXYGENASE 2-like
Exons: 3
Coding region: 1-1062 (353 amino acids)
Molecular function (GO): dioxygenase activity
Source: RefSeq, a predicted model, not a curated record